Messenger RNA from Camellia sinensis, 357 nucleotides. The record is from RefSeq and is a predicted model, not a curated record. Lineage: Eukaryota; Viridiplantae; Streptophyta; Magnoliopsida; Ericales; Theaceae.
AUGCAAGCUCAACCAUCAGCACCAUCUGAUAUGAAGUGCAAGGAUAAAUUUCUAAUUCAAAGCACUGUUGUACCCUUUGGGACAACUGAAGAGGAUAUUACACCUGGCAUGUAUGCAAAAGAUAGUGGCAAAGUGGCAGUGGAGGUGCUGGAGAUGCUAAACCUUGCUAUUAAAUAUAACAAGGCAAUGCAGGAAGAGGAUGAGUUGCCACCAGAAAAACUAGCAAUUGCGAAUGUGGGAAGACAGGAUGCCAAAAAACAUCUUGAAGAACAUGUCUCCAAAUUGAUGUCUUCAAGCAUAAUUCAGACUUUGGUUCGCAAUGGUCGAUGUAGUUCUGUUCUAGGGUUCAGUGUUUGA